Messenger RNA from Ostertagia ostertagi, 681 nucleotides. The record is from the annotation of a GenBank genome assembly. Lineage: Eukaryota; Metazoa; Nematoda; Chromadorea; Rhabditida; Trichostrongylidae.
UUCGCAGAGGAUGGAAUUGACGAUUUCGAUAUUGGACGGCCGCUUGGCAAAGGAAAAUUCGGUUCCGUUUUCCUCGCUCGUUAUAAGCCAGAACGUGUCGUAGUCGCAUUGAAGGUUCUGUUCAAAGAUCAAAUCAAGAAGCACAAGGUCCAGCAUCAAGUCAAGCGCGAAAUCGAAAUACAAUAUCAUUUGCGGUACGGAUGUUUGUACAAAUUUUCUGCAGAAUUUAGCAGUGACACGGUUGUUUCAAGGCAUCCCAACAUUCUUCGAUUGAAAGGCUACUUCCAUGAUGAACGCCGCGUGUACAUUAUUCUGGAAUGUGCCGAUGGUGGGGAAUUAUAUUCUCGCUUGAAGAAGAAGGGUAGACUCGAGGAACCAGAAGCAGCCCGAUAUGUUCGUCAACUUGCGGACGCACUCAGCUAUUGUCAUGCAAAACGAGUUAUUCAUCGUGACAUAAAACCAGAAAACAUUCUUCUAGACGGUAAAGGAAAUGUAAAGAUUGCCGAUUUUGGAUGGGCCGUGGUUUCUUGUCACUCACGUCGGGAGACGAUUUGCGGAACACUGGACUAUCUGCCACCAGAGAUGAUCAGUGGACACACACAUGACCACACCAUUCCUUCCAUCGUCAAAGAAGGACCUAGCGAUUUGAUGCGAAAGUUGAUUGUGAAGGAGCCGUGUAUG